AUGGCAGAUACCGAGCAACUCAAACACAAGGCGGGAGACCUCCAUGAGGUUGAUGAUGCCCGCGUGUCCGCUGUGGACAGUCCAAGACAAAGUUCUGACAUCGAUGCUGUUAGGCUUUCGCGGGCCGAAAAGCCGAAUGAUGCGGCUGUGGCUCGGGAUAGCGACCACGAAGAACGUCCCGACGCGAGCGUACCGUGCCCACCCUCGAGGUCUACCUCUACUCAAGACGCAAACCCAGCGCCAUCCGACACAUCGGGCUCCUCUGGGCACCGGGCUUCAAGGGCCGUUGUUUCGAUCCCAGACUUACUUUGCGGGGGCCCCCCGAGGGCUGUCCCCCCGAACCCAGCGUCACCCUGCGGGAGCUCUUUGACCACCAACCUUUCGAUUGAUUCCUCCCCAUCUGGAAACACGCCUGGUGCACCUAUCCGGACACUGAAGAGAAAGGAGAGCCAGGAAGAUCCACACGCCUCCCAAAACAAGAGGCUACAACUGGGCCUGCAGAACCCAAGACAGUGGCGCCAUAACUAUAUUGGUUUAUGGGCGUCGUCGGUUGGGGGAGGGCGUGCUUUCCAAGAGUUGAGGGAUGCCUGUCGUUAUUGGCUAUGUGCUCCUCAAUCGAAAAUUUCACCCGUCUUCGGCACGAACCCACGUCAAGUGCUGGAAGCGAUCAAGGGUCUUGACAAGACACAACACCUCAAUUGCUAUCUCGGGCGGAUGGGGAUCGCUCAAUUGGCCGGACUCUUCAACUACGCUACCGCCCGAAGCCGACGGCCAUGGGCGGAAACCAAUGCGUACAAGGCUUUGAUCGAACAGUAUUGGAGCAUUCCGUUUCCAGAUGACGCCCAGCUUCAAAGGGAUGGCCUGAUCAAUACCGCUAUCCGUGGGGCAGACGAAUGGAAUGCGGCGAAAAGGUCUCUGCACGAUUACAUUAGAAGAGGACGGCGAUGGCUCGACAUCAUCGAAAAGUUUGGACCGCUUGCCAUGUUCCUUUUCCCUGUCAAGUGGCCCAACUUGAACGGAAUUGAAGUUUCCGCGAGUGCAGAGUUCGAACGACUCAACAUGGAGUUGCAUACGAGAUUGAUGGGCGAAAUCGAGAAUCUGAGGGGGGAAUUUCUACGACAAGCUGGACGUGGAGGGUUGUUUGACAUGCUCGCGAGGACGGCUUAUGUACACGAGGUGGACGCGCACGUCCCACUCUUGGAGGUGGGCGACGACGACAUUGAAGGCCUUUGUGAUGGUGAUGGACGCUUCGUCGACAUGGUGACAGUCAGUGCUGGUACCUUUCACCCGAUCGUGACUCCUGCGGGAAUGAUGUGA
Fonsecaea monophora is the source of this 1317-nucleotide messenger RNA. RefSeq lists its product as hypothetical. The record is from RefSeq and is a predicted model, not a curated record. NCBI's taxonomy places the organism in Eukaryota, Fungi, Ascomycota, Eurotiomycetes, Chaetothyriales, Herpotrichiellaceae. The transcript is spliced from 2 exons. The coding region runs from base 1 to 1317 and encodes 438 amino acids.